Messenger RNA from Coniophora puteana RWD-64-598 SS2, 2124 nucleotides. RefSeq names its product glycoside hydrolase family 31 protein. The transcript is spliced from 15 exons. NCBI's taxonomy places the organism in Eukaryota, Fungi, Basidiomycota, Agaricomycetes, Boletales, Coniophoraceae. The record is from RefSeq and is a predicted model, not a curated record. The coding region runs from base 1 to 2124 and encodes 707 amino acids. Gene Ontology annotation, biological process: carbohydrate metabolic process. Gene Ontology annotation, molecular function: hydrolase activity, hydrolyzing O-glycosyl compounds; carbohydrate binding.
AUGCUGUCGGUUUUGGCAGCCCUGCUCACCUUGGCCACUGCGAUCAGCGCGUGGCCGAGCACGUCCUCCAACUCUACUGGUAUCAAACUGCAGAAUGGCUUCGAGCGCGUCUACAUCCAACCCUUCGGAAACAAUGGCAUCCGAGUACGCGCAAGUCUCAUGCGCGACCCCUCGGGGAACGAACUUUCCGCCCUCCUCGACCCGCCGCUCGAAGGCCCCGGCGGGAACCAGGGGCUCGCGUACGACCAGCUCAUUGGGUACCAGGGCAACGCCUCGUUCCAGAACGGCAACCUCAUCGUGCAGGUCAACCUCGGCGUCAUCUCGUUCUACCGCGCCGAGACGAACGGCUCGCUCUCGCUCCUGACGCAGGAGUUCACGGACGACAAGGCGCUGUACUCGCGGUACUACGUCCAGGAAUACAAGUCGCCGAGCUUCCAGGCGCAGUUCUCCUUCACGAGCGAUGCGGACGAGCAGUUUUAUGGGAUGGGGCAGCAGGCAUGUUGCAAGGAUACGUCUGUCAAUAAGAAGGGGCAGAGUAUUGACCUCAUCAACUUUAACUCGUUUGUGCCUAUUCCGGUGUACAUGUCGAACAAGGGGUAUUUGCAGUUUUUCAAUAUGCCCAGUCAGGGUAGAAUGGAAUUCAGUCCCAUUCGGACACGUUUCAUCAGCAGCGAGGCGACAGCUGUCGACUACUGGAUUACGACGGCAGAGCCUGGCGACUAUGACACCCUUCAGGAGCAGUAUACUGCUGUCACGGGACGUCAACCCACCCCACCGGACUUCAUCCUUGGCUAUCAGCAGUCAAAGCUCCGAUACUGGAAUCAGACUCAAGUCAUGGACCUCGCCCAAGAGUUCCACGACAGGCAGGUGAACGUGUCCAUGAUCGUCGUCGACUUUUUCAACUGGAAGUACCAGGGCGACUGGGCGUUCGACCCGGAGUACUGGUCCGAUCCCGCAGAGAUGGCCUCAUUCGUGAAGAACAUGACCGGAGCGGAGAUGAUGGUGUCACUAUGGCCCAGCGUCGAAGAUCUGUCUGACAACUACAUCGCUCUCCAGGAGCAAGGCUUGCUGGCCACCACCCGCGAUGGAACGGGUGUCACGGAUUCGUUCGCGGGGGUCUACACGCGCCUUAUUGACUCUACGAACCCGGCCUCUCGAGAGUUCCUCUGGAAACAGCUGAACGAGAGCUAUUUCUCGAAGGGCAUCCAUAACUUCUGGAUUGAUCAGGCUGAUGGUGGUACUCUCGGUGAAGCCUGGGAAAACAAUGGUCAGACCAUCAACCUCAUUCCCUAUGAAAGGGCCUCCGCCCAGUAUUUCAUCGGGACCCAAGAAGGCGCCGGGAAGAUGUACCCCUGGCUCCACCAGGCGGCCAUCAACGAGGGCUUGCACAAUCUGACCGGCCAGCCCAUUACGUCGGCGUCAUGCGACUACAUGUCGCUCACCAGGAGCACGUUCGCCGGCGGGCAGAGAUACUGCUCGUACCUGUGGAGCGGCGAUACGCUAUCCGAGUUCCCUGUUCUCCUCCAGCAGAUCACUAGCUCGGUAUCGGUUGCCGCGUCUGGGAUAUCGUCGUGGACGCUUGAUAUUGGUGGGUUUACGGGGUUGGAUAUCGAUACCGACUACGGUAAGGAAUUAUUCGUGAGAUGGUUUGGCAUGGGCGUUUUCCUUCCAUAUCCCUGGUCCUACGGCGAGGAAAACUUCGUCAUUAUCAAGAAGUAUAUCGACCUGCGCUACCAGCUUGUCCCCUAUGUGAGGGCGCUGUUCCAGCAGCUGCAGUACUCUGGAAGAACCAUUAUGCGCGCUCUCUAUUAUGACUUCUCUUUAUCGGACCCCUUCGUUGUGCAAGCAACCUCUGUCAACAACCCACUCGUCACUCAGCAGUACAUGUUUGGCCCGCGUCUAUUGGUGUCGCCUGUCGGCAUUCAGAACGCUACUACAAAGGAGGUAUAUCUACCUCGACUCACUGAGUCGAUGAUCUCUCAGAACUUCUCGUGGGUCCACUGGUGGACCGACACGGACUAUGGCCAGGGUGGUAACACAGUCACUGUCAACGCUCCGCUGGACGAAAUACCAGUGUUCUAUUUGGGUAGCAAAUCCGAUAUCUUCUCAGGCAGCGUGUUUUAG